AGUAAUUUUUUGUAAGCAUGGGAGCCCCUGAAACUACUAUCCUGACUCAAACCCAAAAAAAUAACAUUCACUAAUAUAAUUUCAACGAGUAACAUAUAUACAUAAGUAACAUACGCAGUAAAUACGAGGACAAGUCAUAAAACACAAUGGACGACGAACUAUAUCCGUUUUUCGAGAUGGGGCCUCGGGUCCCCGAGCUGUACGAUGAAAACUCUCACGAUUCAACUGAAGAUCUACCGAUGACACCGCCACCGGAAGAGAUUGUGGAGGUAAUGCAAAUUGUUCCGGACCCUCCUGGGCCUCGGGUCCCCGAGCUGUACGAUGAAAACUCUCACGAUUCAACUGAAGAUCUACCGAUGACACCGCCACCGGAAGAGAUUGUGGAGGUAAUGCAAAUUGUUCCGGACCCUCCUGGGCCUCGGGUCCCCGAGCUGUACGAUGAAAACUCUCACGAUUCAACUGAUGAUCUACCGACGACACCACCACCGGAAGAAAUUGCGGAGGAAAUGCAAAUGGUUCCGGACCCGCCCGCAUUACCCGAACCUGAAGCCACGAUUCCAUUGCGUCGCAAGAGCGCCAGGAUUGAAAAUCGUGAAAAGGCUCUCAAGCAGCUGCAAGACAUAGCAAGCGAAAGGAAUGUAAAUACGGAACAACCCAAAAGUCGAAGGGGUCGGAAACCGAAAAGGGCUCUAUCCGGAAAACACAUUAUCACCUGUGACAGGUGCGGAAACUCUCUGAUCUGCUUCCCGGUCCGCACUAAAUACUUUACCUGUGCUGAGGUUGACGGUCAACUUAUUAAGGUUAAGCAGAUCUCCGCCAAAAUGGCACUGAAUUAUGGCCGAAAAAAGAACCCGAAACGGGGUUCCCAGGAAAAGAACAGUUCCCGACGGGCUUAAGCAACAUAAUGAUACUAGAAGAAAAUUUGACUUAAAUCGAUCUGUGCUACAAAAAGUUGAGUGUUAAAAAAGUUUCGAUUGGUUCACACACACAGUUGAAAUGUUUCAAAAAAUGCAGUCCAGGAAGUAAUGAAAAAAUUACGAAACAAUAGAUAUCUCUGAGAAAUUUUGUAUUUCUUUUAAAGGAAGAUGAAAAACCCAAAAAAUAAUUAAAAGCAUAAGGUAUUUUCGUUAGCGGAACUAAGAAAGCAUUUUGUGUUUUACAGACUCCAUUUUAAAUAUCGCGGCUCCAUCUGUACUAACUUUUCAUACCAUUCUUGUCCGUCUCUUAUAAGUUCAUGCCUUACCAAAUAUGAAAAUAUAUUGAACAAAUUAUAAAUAGAA
Messenger RNA from Drosophila biarmipes, 1280 nucleotides. Its product is annotated as microtubule-actin cross-linking factor 1, isoforms 6/7. The transcript has 2 exons. Lineage: Eukaryota; Metazoa; Arthropoda; Insecta; Diptera; Drosophilidae. The record is from RefSeq and is a predicted model, not a curated record. The coding region runs from base 147 to 896 and encodes 249 amino acids.